GCUGUCUCUUUGAUGUUGUCAGUUGUCAUUUUUCUUGGCUCAUCACUUUGACUGUAGAUUAGUGUGUCGUCUGUCAUUUUCUGUUGUUUUGGCAUUGCGUUUGUUAAAAGUGACCUAGAAAUAAUAUUAUUGUUGAGUAAUAAGUUACUGUUCGUUUUUUCAAGAUUAAACUAUCAAAAUUUCAUGAACACAUUGGCAAAUAUCGAAUGAUGUAAUGAUUCGCGGAGACGUGACACCGCGACGUCGCCUGAGCAGCGAUGAGCGGGAGAGCCGCAUCCCGGUGCCCAGUUCGCCCAUCUUGCGUCGGUCUGGCUCGGUACGCUCUGGCACCUUCUCUCCCAUAGCCGAGCAUGCGCGCAACGGCAUAAGCACCAUCCCCACCACCACCAGUCGUACGCCGCCUCUCAACAGGCAUCGCAGCUUGCAAUGUUUGAGCACCCCAGUUAGCGCGUGCCUCAGUCCCGACCGGGAUGAUGACAUGGACUCUGUGCAGAGCUUCGGCAGCAGUGCAGGCAGUACGGCGUCGCAGUGUGACCACGCCAGUUUCGCUCGCAACGGCACCACCUACAGCGGCCGGCAUCGCCGCUUUGUCGUGCACUGCUCGCCGCACUCCCACCCUGACGCCGGCCACGAGUACCUCACGCCCACCCAGCGCGCAAACCUCACCAUUCGCAAAUUGAAGCAACUGCUUCAAGACAAACAAACAGAGCUGACUGACAAGGAGAGGGAGAUAUUUCGUCUGACCAAGGAGGUGGUUGAACUGCGACUGGUGAAGGCUGGCUCCACAAUCGAUGUGACCGCCAAACAGAACGGGUCGCCAUCGCCAUCUACACCCAACAAGUCAAUAUUCAAUGAUUUGUCGACUCCCUCCACGCCUGUGCUUAGCAAGCAGCGUGUCAACGGCACUGAUCAAAGCAACUCUCCUUCGGCUGUUGAUGGGGUAUCUCCAUCACCGGCCGCUGUACUCGCCGACGUUCCGGCGUCUUUGGUCGACUCGGGCCACUUCGAAGACCUGAACAGCAGCAGCGGAAGCUGCGUCCGCGACCAUGACCGAGAUCGUAGCCACGAUCGUAGCCGCGACCACGACCGCGAUCGCAGCCGCGACUGGCCGCACAGUCCGCACAGCUCACCACCCGCCACCGCCCCAUCACAAACCGCCGUCAUUGACAGGAUAAAACACCAUCACGAGGAUGUGCUCAGGGACGUAAACGAGAAACAUCGUCUAGAAAUCAACCACCUCAAAAAUAUUCAUGAUGACCUACUAGUUAAGUUCAAGGAACACCACAGUGCCGAACUUGUGCAGCUCAAAGAAAGUCAUAAUGCCGGAUUGAGCGAACUUAGAGAAAGGCUUAAUGCCGAACUUAGCGAACUGAAAGAGAGGCAUAACGCUGAAAUCAGCGAAAUGAAAGGAAGGCAUAAUGAUAAAGUGGAUUCUCUACUGCAGCGAAUCACGGAAGCGAAUGACAGGUUCUGUGAACUUAGGCCCAAGUUGGAGGAAGCUGAGAGUCGAAUUAAGUCACUGUCAGUUGAGAAUGAAGAGCUCAAACGAACUCACCAAGAAUCUGAAGAGAAACAUAAAGCCAUCUAUCUUGAAAUGUACAAUAAAGGCCAUGAAGCAGCCAAACUUGAGUCUGAUAUGCAUCAAGGAAACGGAGAUGCUGGUAGCAAUAGCGUCAUGACUGAAAAUGAAAAACUCCUCAAAGAGCUUAACUUAACAAAGAAGGAUCUAGAAAAUGUCAAGGAUAAGGAUUUCGUGUCCUCUCAGAAUUUACUUAGUGCAAAGGAAGCUAUAUCCCUCUGGAAUCUUGUCAGGAAGGCCAACUAUCGCAGACUGCAGGAAUCGAGACAGAGUGUGUCACAACAAGACCCGGAAAUCACUCUCAACUUUCUCAAAUCGGCUGUUUACUACUUCCUCACCGACAGAGAAAACUCACAGCGACACCUUUCGGCGAUUGAAAGUAUUUUAGGCUUCACUGAUAAUGAAAAAAUGAACAUUGAAAAAGCUUUUCUGUGGAGGUAGUCAAGUAUUCUACACUUUUAACACCAAAAAUAUUAUUAUUCGGUUUUUGAAUACUCUCACAUUGAGGUUGUAGAAAAUAAUAUAUGGUAAUCAAUUCACUUAAGAGUGAUAAUACUCAAUCACAACCAGAAGUAUUUUGAUUUUGAGAAAAAAACUUGGUGUUUUGAUUUGAACAUAUUCGCCAUUAAAUUUAAAAUCUUUUUCAUCUAGUUUAUUGGAGAGACUCUAUCUCUUCAUUUGGACAUUUCAAAAGUAAUCAACAGGCAACUGAAAUCAAACAAUGCAAUAAGUUAAAUUCAAACUUUUAUUAUAUCGGAUCAUUUGCAAUGUUUUUUAUUACAGGUAGUAAUGGAAGAUUCUCCCAGUAGGUAUUGAAGUUAUAAUUUUAUUGAAUUUCUAAAGCAAUUCAGCUUUUUGCUCCAAGCAUGACAAGCAUUCCAUAUGAGGGAAUUAUUGGAGUUGAAUGAACCAUUGCUCUUUUAUUACAUAAUUAAUAAUGACUAUUAAUAAUGUAAUUGUAGUUUUUGAAUACAUAUAUCUAUCAUGGUAUUGUAGUUUACGGUAAUUGAAGUUUCAUUCAAGAAGAUAAUUAUUAUCAUUCUCUUGAAAUUGCUAUUGCAUUUUCAAUACAUAAUAUUUACAGUUUAUUUAUAUGUUUAAUAUUUUGACUGUCAGAACAACUCUUUUAAUUUAAGACUAUGACUAUAUGUUUCAUUUAUCAUUGUAAUUGUAAUGAAGUUGAAAAUGGAAUUGAAAUGCUCUGAAAUGAGUUUUGUUAAUGCUCUUAAAAUAAACGCUUUACCAACCUUGGAAAAGUCUGAUUCUAAAGUAAGUCCAAAAUUAAAGUAAUUGAAUCUUAGCCUUGAAGAAUUCCAUCCUGUCAAUUAUUUAACGUUGAAUGAAGAUGACUUGCUGCUAUAACUGAGAUGAAAUGUUCUCAAAGAUGGGUCUCUGAUAAAUGGUGCUGUUCAUACGUGUAAAAUAUUAUAACUGUUUCAAUUAAAUACAGUGAAUUUACUAAGAUCAUUGAAGCUCUUAUAUUGUAGCUGACUAUGAUAAAAGACUUAGUAGCUAUGUAUCGUUCAAAUUGAUUACUUUGAUUCAUAUCUCAUGAAUCUGUAAAGAGAGCUGAAUUUAUAAGUUGAAAUUUUAUGAUAAUAUUGUGCGUGCAACUAAAUUUUGUUGCAGCGAUCGAAUUAUUUUGAAUACAGGUGUCAAGACUUAAGUAAUGCUCAAUUGAAACCACUUCAAGGCAGCUUUUAAAAUAAUUAUUCGAGUUUUAUCUAUAGUUUUUCGAUAAUACUCUAUCAAUGUUGCAAAUUAUAUUUUGAAGAUCUUCUGAUAUCAAACAUGAUUCUAUGUUAUAAUGUAUCAUGUGCUAUUGAGUUUUCCUGUUCUCAGGUUUUAUCUUUAUACUAAUUCAGUAUUCGUAAUAUAAACAUAAUAUAUUUCAAUUCCAGAUCGCGUCUUGAGAAUAUUACUUUUUUUAUUCAUCGUUGUUCUAAAACGUCUAACUUACACUGAAGUCGAUGCAAACACUGUGGGUUGUAUUAAAUAUUUGAAACCACAAAGGUUUUCCAAUGAUAAUAAUUGAAUGAAAUACUUUUUUUUAUAAAAAAAACAUCUCUAUGUACAAUUUUAAUCAUUAUUCAAUUAUCAACUAUGAAUAUAAGGAAAUCUUUUAGAUAGAAUAGCCAUAUUCACGGUCGCUAAUGGAUUACCCAUAAUGCAAUUGAACGUGUAAGUUAUAUUAUCAUACUUAUGUAACUAUUGAAAAAUAUUCACGGAAUGUUAUAUUCACUUUUUGUAGUUGAGAAGUUGAUAUUGUGGUAAUUAUCCAUAUUAAAUAAAUAGACUAAGAAAUUGUCAAAAACCACAGAUUUUAUUGAUAGUUGGAAAAACCGGUUUCGGUUGUUACACCAUUGUCAAUCUCUGAGUUUAUCAGAAUCACAAUCAAAAUGGAAUUCAGAGAGUUUAUCUGAGUUUAUCAGAGAUUGACAAUGGUGUAACAACCGGAAGCGGUCUUUUUAACUAUCAAUAUAAUCUGUGGUUUUUGACAAUUUCUUAGUCUUCUUAUUUAAUAAGAAUGUUAUAUUGUACGCUGUACAAAAAUAUUAAAUAUUUUUGUUUUUGCGAUUUUCAAAUUGCGACGUUAUACUUUCAGUAGCUGCAACACUGAUAUUCUUUGCAAUCCUAUUUUGCAAUAACAGCAUCUACUUAUUGUGAUAAUGACUAUCCUAGAUCGAAGACUGUACUGGUGAUAAUGUAAACUACUUGUAGAGAAAAGGGUUGUGCUUUCCUAUUUAUUUGCUACAAACAACAUUGUAAAUAUUGUAUUAUACAUUUUGAUUGUGAUAAAUUUACUUCGAUUCCUCAUUUAUACUACAUGAGUAUCCUUCAAUUUUAAACCAAAAAUUUUAUUGAAAUAUCGGGUUUAUGGUUCCACGUGUGAUCUUAUCUUUUAGUCUAGGAUGAACUUGUGAUGUUUCACUGUUUCGAUUUGUGUGUGAAAUUGUAUUGAUGUUACCUUGAAAUAAAUUUUCAUUCAGUGCAAUAAA
Molecule: messenger RNA, 4578 nt
Organism: Nilaparvata lugens (brown planthopper)
Lineage: Eukaryota; Metazoa; Arthropoda; Insecta; Hemiptera; Delphacidae
Gene: qtc
Exons: 9
Coding region: 215-2020 (601 amino acids)
Source: RefSeq, a predicted model, not a curated record